Messenger RNA from Tilletiopsis washingtonensis, 1680 nucleotides. RefSeq lists its product as hypothetical. Bases 1 to 1680 code for a protein of 559 amino acids. NCBI's taxonomy places the organism in Eukaryota, Fungi, Basidiomycota, Exobasidiomycetes, Entylomatales. The transcript has a single exon. The record is from RefSeq and is a predicted model, not a curated record.
AUGGCGCCCAGCGACUUUGUUGCGGCCCACGUGCCCGUCGCUCCUGCACCAGCGGUGACUGCCGCUCACUCGAGCAGCGCCUCGUCGCAGUGGCAAGUCGACGCACUCAACAGUGCACUGAGCGUGCCCUUGGCCGUCCGCCGCGCCGCCGCCGCAGCCAAGCAUCUCGUCGCCUCCGAGGUCUCCGUCGUCGCCGGCGCGGCCGAAGAGUCACUGCGCUGCGUCCAGAGCGCCGCCAUGGCUGCUGUGCUCGACGCGAGCCAGCUGACGCUGCCCGCCCCUGCCUUUCUUCAAGCUUCACGUCCGGCGCCCGAGCCUCCGAUUCGCCGCAGCAGCAUGCCGCAAGCGACGAGGCUGCGCAUCACUCUGACGGCCUACGAUGACUCCGCUGUGCCACUCUCUACCAUCGCUAUUCCUCUCACGUCUCUUCCGCGUCAAUCCUGGCCCGAGAAAGUUGAGCAUCGUCAAGCCAUGCCUGCCUCUUGCGGUCCGCACGCAAGUUUCGGCUGGGACGGUCGCCCGAUCGCCGAUCGUCGCUGUCUCUUUCCUGCGCCCAUCGACAGUCGCGGCAGAGGCAUGGACGGCGGUCGAUGCUGGAGUCGUCGUGGACUCGGCUACGAAGUCGUUCGAGCCACGCCGAUGCGCUUUGCAGACUCGCGCGGACGCAGCACGACUCGAACGACGCAGCAAGAUGAGGCGAGCAGAGGCGCUCCUCUGCAACGCUGCAAUGCCUCGACGAGUUCCUUCGAGCCCAUGCCCAACCCGCACGAGGCCAAGCCCAUCGCCAUCGCGGUGCCUUCAGUCGUCGUCACUGCACCUUCCGAGAGCGUCGUGCCUUAUUCGCCUCGCACGCACGCCCGUCGCUCGCUGCGCACCUCUCGCCUGUCAGCCGCAGUGGGCAGCAACAGCAGCAACGCCAGCUUCCUGCCGGCCGGCACGGUGGCUUGUGUGGAGAUGUGUCCAAGCGCAGGCACACAGCCUCGCAUGAAGCUCUCCAUCCGCUCCACGUCGCCCACGCCUGCCGUGCAGGCCGAAGUGGCGCGUGUGGCGGCCGUGUUUGAUGCGACGCCCUCGCCGACGCUGUCGCAGCUACCUGCUGUCUUCUCCUCAGACGAGGAGGACAGCAGCCUGGAUGCCUCUUCUGAGCACGAUGCAGACGACGACGACAGCGAGUCGGAACUGCCCUACACGCGCCAACGCAUGCUCUCUACCUCCUCGGACGCAACAGCCUCCUCGUCGGCCUCCUCAUCGGAGGACUCUGAGCUGGAGACCGAGUCCGACGACACGGACCUCUCCUCCGAGUACGACUCCUCGGACGACGACGAGGGGCGUCCGCACAAGACGCUCAAGAUCAGCAGUGGCGGCGAGAAGAAUCGCAAACGCAAGGGCUACGGCUCUUCGUCUCCGCCUUACUCUGCGCUCCGUCGUCUUGCCGCCGCCGCAGCCGCCGGGCGCAGAGGCGCCGUGUGCAGUCUGCCCGAGGCGCUCGACCAGGCGUGGCAAGCGCCGCUGCUGAUGCCGCUCGCGCCGUCCGAGAAGCGCGCACGCACGCCCUUCGCCCUCGGAGACGAGAGCGACGCCGACUCGUCCGCUGACGCAGAGGGCGAGACGGACGAAGAGACGCAGCCGCCGGGCGCCUUCUUCUUCCAUGCUCGCCGCAAUGCUCUGCGCAUCGCCUGA